Molecule: messenger RNA, 2663 nt
Organism: Ziziphus jujuba (common jujube)
Lineage: Eukaryota; Viridiplantae; Streptophyta; Magnoliopsida; Rosales; Rhamnaceae
Product: cysteine-rich receptor-like protein kinase 42
Exons: 6
Coding region: 267-2312 (681 amino acids)
Biological process (GO): protein phosphorylation
Molecular function (GO): protein kinase activity; ATP binding
Source: RefSeq, a predicted model, not a curated record
UUCAAAACUGCAAUAAUUUAGAUAAAAAGUAGGAUUACUAUGAGAUUAGAAAGAAAAGUAGGACAGAAAAACUUUAGGCCUUUUUCUUUCUUUCUUUUUUUUUCUUUUUUUUUUUAAAAAUUUAAUCUCUGAAACAGAGACCCUCCACUAUUUCGGAUUAUCAAACGGUCUCUCUGGCCUCCUACAAACUACACUUUCAAAUAUAUAAGUUCUUUCCCUUUUUGCUUUCCCUUCUCACUUCUGCAAAACGAAAAAAAAUCACCAAGAUGAUCAAUCCCAUGCAUACCUCGAUUUCACAUAACAAGUCGGUCUUCUUCUUCUUCUUCGUCAUCAUCUUCUUCUUGUUCUCGUUUUUUUCCCCAACUGUCUCGGAUCCCAGAAUCUCCAUAGCUGGAAUGUAUUGUGGCAGAGCUAGAGCUCCGGCUAAGGCAAAUUUCAUCCCAACUUUUGUCAAAGAAAUGGAAAGUUUGUCCCAAACCAUAACAGACCAACAAUGGGGAACCCAUUUUGUCAAUACUACAAUACCCAUUUACGGCUUAGCCCAAUGCUUCCAAGACCUCUCUCGCACAGAUUGUCUCCUCUGCUACGCUGCUAGCCGUACAAAACUUCCUCGUUGCCUCCCUUCAAUCUCUGCUCGCAUUUACCUCGAUGGGUGUUUUCUAAGAUACGACAAUUACAGCUUCUAUAAAGAAACUACGGACACUUCUAGAGACACCGUGAAUUGCAGCUCCAAAUAUGCGGUCCUUGAUGAUCAAAGUGGGAAAUCGCAGUUUGUUAAAAAUGUGAAAUUCGUGGUGAAUAAUGUGACGAGUAUUGCCUUGAAAAAUGGUGGGUUUGGUGUGGCUGAAGUGAAGGGAGUCUAUGCCUUGGCACAGUGUUGGAAAACUGUUGGCUAUGUUGGUUGCAGAGCUUGCUUGGAAAAGGCAGCCGAGGCGGUCGGAAAGUGUGCUCCCAAGAGAGAAGCGAGGGCUUUGUAUGCUGGGUGUUAUUUGAGAUAUUCAACUGACAAGUUCUAUAAUGAUAAACAAGCCUCGCGGGAUUCAGAUAGAAUUUUAGGAAAUACAGGAUUAAUAGUAGCAAUUGUUCUAACCGGAACUGCAUUCAUAAUGCUAUCUCUGUUUGCUGCUUAUGCUGCCUACGCAAAGCUAUCAAAUACUAAAGGACGUGGUAAUCUCGGCAAGGUUGCUUCUAGCAUGAACAAGUCCAGCUUGAAUUUCAAGUACGAAACACUCGAAAAGGCCACAGAUUAUUUCAAUCCUUCAAGAAAAAUUGGCCAAGGAGGAGCUGGUUCUGUAUUCAAAGGAAAUCUUCCAAAUGGAGAAACUGUAGCUGUAAAAAGAUUGGUAUUCAAUACUAGGCAAUGGGUAGAUGAGUUUUUCAACGAAGUUAAUUUGAUCAGUGUUAUUCAGCACAAGAACCUGGUUAAACUUCUUGGCUGUAGCAUUGAAGGACCUGAGAGCUUGUUGGUCUAUGAGUAUGUGCCCAAGAAAAGUCUCGAUCAGUUUCUUUUCGAGAAGGACAAGGUUCAGAUUCUGAUUUGGAAGCAGAGGGUAAAUAUUAUUGUUGGAAUAGCUGAAGGGCUUGCAUAUCUUCAUGGAGGUUGUAAAGUAAGAAUAAUACACAGGGAUAUAAAAAGCAGCAACAUUCUUCUUGACGAGAACUUGAAUCCAAAGAUUGCAGAUUUUGGCCUUGUUCGCUGUUUUUCUGCUGACAAGACUCAUCUUAGCACUGGGAUUGCUGGAACACUGGGUUAUAUGGCUCCUGAGUAUCUAAUUAGAGGGCAAUUGACAGAGAAAGCAGACGUAUAUAGCUUUGGAGUUCUAGUUCUUGAGAUUGUAUGUGGAAGGAGGAACAGUGCCUUUAAACAAGACUCGGGUUCCCUACUACAGAUGGUUUGGAAACACUACAAGUCAAAUGAAUUGGCUGAAGCUGUUGACCCUUGUUUGGGAAAUGAUUUCCCAGCAAACGAGGCAUCAAAAGUGCUUCAAAUUGGGCUUUUAUGCACACAAGCUUCAGUUUCUUUAAGACCAUCAAUGGCUGAAGUGGUGACAUUGCUGACCAAUAAAGAGGGAGAUACACCUAUUCCAAAUCAACCUCCAUUCUUAAAUGCCAGUGUUUUAGAGCCAUCCAGCUCCGUAAGAUCUUACAGCACACAUAGUUUAGCAUCAAAUGCAUUUACAAAAUUUGAAGCUUCUUCUUGCUCCACAGAGUUGUCUAGUGCUCGGAGUUCAAAUGGUAUAGUAAGGAGUGGAAUGAGUCAGAUUAUUUCCUUUACAGAUGGGCCAUCAAGAAGUGAAGAAUCUACCAAAUAACUAAAAAUUUCCAACAAUUUUGAACCACACGUUGCUGUAAGUUUCGACGGAUUGGCAUUCGGCCAAGAUUUGGACAAAGAAUUGCGUGACAAAAUGGGGCUCAAAGUGAGCUACUUUCCGUGGCAAAGAAAAGGAGACUGCAAAGAAGGAAUGAAUGGACUACAGCUAAUUAACCCAAAAAUUUUGAUUAGGUAGAUAUGUGUGAGGAAGGUGGAUCAUCAAGGACUAAUGUAUCCAUUACCAGAAAGAUAUCAGAAUUUUCUGAUCCCUCAUUUGUGUUCGUGUCAGAAUCCCAUUAAAUUUCAAUAGUAGGUGAGGUGGUUGCCAGGACCCCCAUAUGGAUAUCUGUCC